Messenger RNA from Drosophila rhopaloa, 3842 nucleotides. It is a transcript of the gene NT1, whose product is annotated as neurotrophin 1. The record is from RefSeq and is a predicted model, not a curated record. The transcript is spliced from 6 exons. Gene Ontology annotation, cellular component: extracellular region. Gene Ontology annotation, molecular function: growth factor activity; Toll binding. The coding region runs from base 403 to 3582 and encodes 1059 amino acids. Gene Ontology annotation, biological process: innate immune response; central nervous system formation; regulation of Toll signaling pathway. NCBI's taxonomy places the organism in Eukaryota, Metazoa, Arthropoda, Insecta, Diptera, Drosophilidae.
UGUUGAAAGCGUUCAGACGUAGCAGCCGGAAAAAAGUUGGCUCAAAAGGCAAAACGAAGGUGAAUGCCAAGCUACCAACGCUAAGAAGUGUGGCAAAGUAGAAAAUCUGUUAAUUAAGGCGCGUGUGAAAAGUGUGAAAAUCAGCAUACUGACUGAAAAUCAGCGAGACGGUCAAGCGAAGAGCCAUAAAAAGUGAAAAUUAUCUGUUUAAAGUGGAGUGGAAUGGAAACUCGGUUCUUGCGCCGCAACAGGAAAUAAUCAGUGACCAAAACUAAAAGACCAAGAAGAGCGCAGAAGGGAGUGGCGUGGAGAAGAACAGUGGACUGAAAUCGAGCUGAUCUGAGACGACGGCCGCUGAAUCGAAAAAAAAAACAAAGCCAAGAAAAUAAAGCCAGAGCGAAAAUGAAAGCUGGCCGCGCCUUCGGCUGCCUCUUCUGGGCCCUGCUCUAUUGUGUGUUGUAUCUGGAUCUGGUCAGCGGCAGUUCCGCCGACGAUGAGCUGAUGGACUUUGACUUCGCGGACUCCAAGGAUGCUGUCCAGGAGGACUGGCAGUUGGACGAUCUGGAGGAGGCACAGCAGGCGGAGCAGGCCAACAAGAAGUUGGAGUCCAAUAUGCUGGACUUUAGCGUGGAUCUGGAUGAGCCGGAACCGGAAAGACAACUACCGCCCUUCGACUGGCGGGAAAGGGUGUUGAGGAACGCUCUGGCCAAAGCCUUGGCUGAUGAGGGAUUGCGCCAGAAGUUCGUGGAGGUGAUGCCCAUUCUCAGGGUGCUUUCUUCCCAGCAGCGAUUGGCCCUCUCCGCUUUGAUUUCGGCCCAGAUGAACGCCAAGAAGGGCCACGAACUGAAGUUUGAACAAGUUCGCAUGAUGUUUGGCAAUGACAAAAAGCUGCUUCUGCCCAUAGUCUUUGAUAUCGCAAAUCUGAUAAAGAGUUCCACCCGCAACUAUAUUAAUCUGGGUUCCGACUUGUCAUCAGCUGCCCUUCUCCACACGCCCAUUAAUCGUCGGGAAGAUGACCUAACUGCAGAGGAGUCCCAGCAAGAUGAUCAAGUGGGCACCAUUGCCGUUGAUGUGGAGCCAAAGGGGGUAUCUCCUCGGGAGGACCCUUCCGAAUCUCUAGAGGACUUCUUCGAUGAGAUGGGUGCUGAAGUCCUCGAUCCGCAGAUGAUCAACGAGGCACUGACAGGCGAUCUACUCGGCAAAAAGACAAAGCCUGAGAAACCAGAAAACCAUGGUCAAAGAGUUCGACGAUCGGCUAAUGAGUUUGUACACAAGUUGACUCGAUCCGUGCCUGCUUCUGUGUCCGAACAGCAGCUUUUGGGAGGAAUUGCUGGGCGCACCAUCAAACUGAAUACCACGGCCUUUCAGCAGUCAAGUAGUCAGGAGGAGCAGCAGGUGGCUUCCUCUAAUGACGACCAGGCCUAUUUGGAGGUAGAGGAUCUCGCUUUUGCCGGUCUUAAUGGCACCGAAAUUCCACUGAGUGCCGAUGAGAGAUUAGACCUCCAGCGAAACAGCGCCGAGGAGACGGAAGAACCUCUGCCCAGUCCCGAGGAACUCAUCGCCGGACCGCGUUACCGUCCGGGAAAGAGACCUUUGCCUGGCCAGAAAUCGGGAUCACCCAUUAAGCGAAAGAGGGUCCAGUCUUCUGGGAGAGGAAGACCCAAGACCGCCGCCAGUUCCCACAAGCCCGUGGUGGCACCAUCUCAUAAGAAAUGCGAACGAUUCACCAGCAACAUGUGCAUCCGCACCGAAGACUAUCCGCUCGAACAGAUAAUGGGCAGCAUUCGAAGACACAAGAAUGCCAUGUCCGCUCUCUUGGCCGAGUUCUACGACAAGCCCAACAAUAAUCUGGAGUUUGGCGAUGAAUUCGAUGACUUCAGCCUGAGCAAAAAGAGGCGUGAGGAUGAAGGCAGUGCAGGUGGUAUGUGCCAGAGUGUGGUACGAUAUGCCCGUCCCCAGAAGGCGAAAUCCGCUUCAGGAGAGUGGAAAUACAUAGUGAACACCGGUCAGCACACGCAAACGUUGCGACUGGAGAAGUGCAGUAAUCCCGGUGAGAGCUGUUCCUACCUGGCGCAGACUUACCGCUCCCACUGUUCGCAGGUGUACAACUACCAUCGAUUGCUCAGUUGGGACAAGGUUCGAGGUCUCCAUGUGGACAUAUUCAAGGUGCCCACCUGUUGUUCCUGCCAGGUGGAUGGCUAUCGCCAGCAGUUUCCACCACUCUCCUCCAUUCAGGCCAAGGACUACUCUCCCUUGAGCAACACGAAUGCUAAUCACAAUGGCUAUAGCACUAUUAACGAAGAGGAUCUGGACUAUGCAGAUGAGAGUGAGGAGGAUGAACUGGGUCUGCGUUAUCCCUCGUUCAAUAAUCGGGAAACCAACGAGCUGUACUCCAGCAGUAACAAGGUGCGAGUGAAGCUGCCUGGUAUUAGUACCAGUGUGGGUCCGUAUCUCAGUCCACCGGAUGAUGACGAUGAUCGCUAUGGCGGAUUCAAGGGCUCCAGUUCCGGCUCCAAGAAGUAUUACACCCAGUCGAGCCGCCGGCGGCCGCAGCAGUCGGAGGCGCGUCUGGACUUGGAUCUGGCGCCCAGUGAGACGCAUUCGGACCAAGAGGUAAACCUUUUCGCUGGCCCACCAAAUAACGGCGGUGCAGAGAAGCCGCGUGUCCCGCUCAAUCGCAAGCGUAUUUAUGCCUCCACCCACACAGCCCCCACCACCGCAACACAAUCAUCAUCCGCAUUCGCAUCCGCAUCCGCAGCAGCAUCCGCAUCAUCGUCCGCAGGAGGAGCUGCCGUCCGCCUACGAUUUCCACAGACCACAAGUAGUCUACCAGCCCGAACGGGAACAGCUGCCCUUGGUCCGGGAUCCGGUUAUGUCUCCGGUUUCAGCGGGCUCAGUGGUGCCCUCGCCAGCGGUGUCCCUGCCCAUGCCGCCCAUGCCCAUCAAACAGGUGGUGGUGGCAUCGCCCCACCUCCAGCAGCAGUAUCCCCAACAGCCGCACCACCUCCAUCUGGCCACCGGCAGCAAGGUGGGAAGUCGCGACCCCGCUUCUAUGCACCACCAGCCACGCCCACGACCGUCGCCGUGGUCGCCGGCUCAGCGCCGUCACUUUCGACCGAGCGCACCACUCAGUGGGAGCGGGAUCAGUCGACGGCACUACCACAACCACCGCCGGCCGGCUAUCCAGUGAGCUCGAUCUUCCCGAGCGGCGGCAAUGGCGAGGUGUCGGGCAAGCGGAUCAACUAUAACUACCAUCCCAUCAUCGAUUUCUUCGAGAAGAACCGCAGGGCGGAGGCGGCGGCCACAGUGACUCCCAUGGCAGAGGAAUCCCGCAUAGUGGAGCAGCGUAUAUACCCGCAGAAUACCCCUUCAUCGCAGCAAAAGGGAAUGGGCAUGAGCAUGGGCAUGGAGAGCAUCGCUGGAGUGUACCAACAUCCCAUUCCGGUGCCCAAGACUCACGAGCGGCGCAUGGGAUUCAGGGCAAAUGGUGGUGCCAGUGGUGUGGGUGGUGCAGGUGCUGUGGGUGGUGGUUUGUCCGGUUUCGCCAGCGAUAACGCCUGGCUGCCCAUGGUUGCGGAGUAGCUUAAGUCGCAUGAUUCCAUCAACAACCUAAACAUCCCCGAAAUCUAACGUAUUAACGCCGAUGCCUUAGCUCGUAAUCUCUGCCCUUCUCGCCAGGAGCUUAAUCUUGUAGUUUGUCUAAAUAGCUCCUAAUCUCAACCCUCAUAUCCACUGAACCCACUCUAAUGUUUAACCAACUAUGUUUAUUUAUUUAUUUAUUUUGUAGUGUGUAGCGAAAAAUAAGAGAUGAAUUGGUCAAGAGCUUGGUUGACUUGUCGCAA